AUGUCCUCCGCCAAGUCUCGUGGCGCAUGGACGAGCUCACCACCUCCCAUCUGCCAGUCUCCGCCAUGCCUGUCAGCUCUGCGCCCCCCGCGCCCGUGCUCCCCUUCAACCUGGCGCGCGCCCCCUGGUCGCAGCUCCCCGCGCCGCCUCGUGUGUCCGACUCCGCCGCCGUCACCCCGUCUGCGGUUCCCGCCCCGCCGGCCCUCCCACACUUUACGCCGCACCCGCCGCAGUACGCCCGCAUUCCCCCGCCGUGCCCGCCGCACCGAGAGAACAUUCGUCCACGCGUGGAGAGCCCCGAGCUUCUGUCGCAGGCGAACAAACGCCCGCGAUGUAGCUAGAGUCGUCGCAUACGCUUCCUUUGCCCAACGUUAGCACUUCCCUUGCAAGACGUGCUCCCCUGUCACCACGCCAGCUUGGCUAUGCACAAACUUGCAAACUGCUUCGCUUGCCGUUGUAGUGCUUGAACGCCGCCGUUUAGCGGCAUCCUUGUAAAAGAAAAAAUGGCCUAUCCGUUUCUGAA
Chondrus crispus (carragheen) is the source of this 523-nucleotide messenger RNA. RefSeq lists its product as hypothetical. Bases 1 to 375 code for a protein of 124 amino acids. The transcript has 2 exons. The record is from RefSeq and is a predicted model, not a curated record. NCBI's taxonomy places the organism in Eukaryota, Rhodophyta, Florideophyceae, Gigartinales, Gigartinaceae.